Molecule: messenger RNA, 1466 nt
Organism: Cutaneotrichosporon oleaginosum
Lineage: Eukaryota; Fungi; Basidiomycota; Tremellomycetes; Trichosporonales; Trichosporonaceae
Source: RefSeq, a predicted model, not a curated record
AUCCUCUUCCAGAACAUCGCGCGCAGCAUCUUACUCAGCGCGACUGGAUUAGAUCGCACUUCCCUCUCCGAUACUUUUUCGUGCUCUCGGUCUCCUUGAAUCUGUCCCAUCACUCUCUCUAUCACCAUGACCAUCACCACCGAGGUAAUCCCGAAACCCGUUGUCUCGACCAAGGGCAAGGUCGCCCUCGACGACCUGCUCACCCAGCGGGUCGACUCGGGCCUCAUCCCCGCCGCCACGUUCGCGGCCACAACAGCCGACGGGCCCAUCUACUUCGCCGCCCAUGGCGAGCGCGUGCUUGGCGAACCCGACGCAGGGCAGAUCGACGACAAGACGAUGCUCCAGUUCUACUCGAUGACCAAGCUCGUCACCUCCGUUGCCGUGCUGCAACUCGUAGACCGCGGGCUGAUCGAUCUCGACGAUCCUGAGGUGGUCGAGAAGCAUUGCCCCGAGCUGUGCGCCCUCCCGGUCCUGACGGGGCAGGACGGCGACGAGCUGCUCUCUGAGCCACGGACGCAGCCCCUCACAGUGCGCCGACUGCUCACGCACACCUCGGGCCUGGCGUACAGCUUCACGUCGCCUCUCCUGGCCGCGUGGCACGCGCAGAACUCUCCUCCGCCGCACUACGGCGAGAAGACGACCAAGGGCUUCGAAGAGCCGAUGGUGUUCCAGCCCGGCGAGCGUUGGCUGUACUCAAUCGGCAUUGACUGGGCGGGCAUUCUCGUGGAGCGCAUCUCCGGCCUCACGCUGCAAGACUACUUCCAUGAGCACAUCUUCCGCCCCCUCUGCCUGACAGUCGACGACGUCACCUUCAUCCCGAACGACGACGUGCGCGCGCGCAUGCAGAAGAUCUGCCGGCGCCUGCCGGACGGCUCGCUUGAGACGGCCGAGCCAAUGCGCCCGCUCGACCUGUCCGCCGACACGAUCGGGCAGCUCAGCGGCGGCGGCGGCCUGCACGGCACCGCGCGGGCCUACCUCCGCUUCCUGCAGGGCGUGCUGAACCGCGCAGACGGGAUCGUCAGCGAGGCGGGAUAUGCCGAGCUCUUCGCAGACUCCCUGCGCGGCGCGUCGUCCGCCGUUAAGAAGGGGCUUGGCGUCAUGACGAACAGAGUCGGAUACCAUGACCCCGAGCAUACUGCCAACGAUGCGCAGCACCUUGGGCACUCGGUCGGGCUCGUGCUCUCGCUCAAGGACAGCGUGAAUGGGCGGCGAGAGGGGAGCGGAUGUUGGGAUGGCGCGGCCAAGACGCAUUACUGGCUCGACCCGGCCACGGGCAUUGCCGGUAUUUGCUUCACGCAGCUCAUCGCACCUAGCGGUGACCCCUGGCUGCGCGUGUACAACGAGUUUGAGCGCACGCUGUACGAUGCGCUCGAGUAGACACAGUAGACAGUUAUGUGCACAUAGAGUAGAGGAGGUAGUUUGCCGGCCAUAGUAGAUCAGAUGUGAGUGUCUGAGCGUGCUUCCAG